Ruditapes philippinarum (Manila clam) is the source of this 3822-nucleotide messenger RNA. Its product is annotated as protein LSM14 homolog A-like. Gene Ontology annotation, cellular component: P-body. Lineage: Eukaryota; Metazoa; Mollusca; Bivalvia; Venerida; Veneridae. Gene Ontology annotation, biological process: cytoplasmic stress granule assembly; P-body assembly. The coding region runs from base 20 to 1591 and encodes 523 amino acids. The record is from RefSeq and is a predicted model, not a curated record. The transcript is spliced from 10 exons. Gene Ontology annotation, molecular function: mRNA binding.
AGAAGGUUGUAUGUAAGCCAUGAGUGGGGGAAUCCCAUAUCUCGGCAGUAAAAUUAGCCUUAUAUCGAAGGCUGGAAUACGUUAUGAAGGCAUUUUAUACACCAUUGAUCCGAACGAAUCUACAGUCGCUCUUGCUAAAGUUAGAUCCUUCGGAACAGAAGAUCGUCCUACUGAUCGACCUGUAGCACCAAGAGAUGAGAUAUUUGAGUAUAUCAUAUUCCGUGGGAGUGAUAUCAAGGAUCUGCAUGUGUGUGAGCCCCCAAAACCUCAACCAUUGCAACCAUUGCCUCAGGACCCAGCUAUUGUAAAGUCAUCUCAGCCCACCCCCGGUGGCUCUUUCCAGCAGCAAAGUUCAGGAUUUGGUGGAAAUGCCUCAAGUUCAUACCAGCCUUUCAGUGGUCCAUCAUUGUAUGGUGGUCAGUAUGGCGGAGCACCUGGAAACCAACAAGGGUAUGGAGGACCUUUGCCCUCAGGAGGGCAACCAGGUGGGUCCCGGGGGCCAUCCCCUUCUCUUACUCGUGUUUCCCCUACCAUGGAUCAGGGCAUACAAGUAGGCCCAGGCCCGGCUCAACAGAAGCGUCUUGGUUCUCGAGGUUCAACACCACCUCCCAAUAGAAAAUCGCCUACGUCAGACCAAGGAACACAGGCUGAACCUCCCAGUGUACCUGAUACCAGUAAACCUCCCCCAGGUCAUCAUCCGCCCGCACAACAACAACAACAAUAUCGGCAGCAAAAUGAUGAUAGGAGACGUCCACCCCAGCAGCAUAGAGACCGAGGAUGGGAAAGAAAAGAUAUGCAGGAGAGAAGUUACGAAAGACGUGAUCAGUAUGACAGACGUGACCAUCAAGAUCACAGACCUGUAUCUGCUAGCUAUGCAAGGGGUAGAGGCAAUAACAGAGGAGGUUCAGGUUUUCGAGGAGGAUCAGAAAGAGGUCGUGGAAGAGGUGCACCUAGAGGUCAGUCAGUUAGGGGUCGAGGCUCAGGGAGACCUCAUGAACCAAUCAAAUUUGAAGGGGAGUUUGAUUUUGAAAGCUCCAAUGCUCAAUUUGACAAAGAGGAAAUUGAACGAGAGCUAAAGCAAAAAUUAACGCUAGGUGAAGAUACCAGUAAAGUAAAUGGUGAAAAAGCUGUUGAAAAUGGAGAGGGAGGAGGAGGUGGUGGUGGUGAAGAAGAUGAUGAGUGCUUCUAUGACAAAUCCAAAUCUUUCUUUGACAAUAUUAGCUGUGAGGCAACAGACAGAGCCAAAGGAAAACAGUCUCGGCCAAGCUGGAAAGAAGAAAGAAAAUUAAAUGUAGAAACAUUUGGUACAAGUGACCCGCGACGGGGCUUUCGUGGACGAGGUGGUUUCCGUGGCAAUAGAGGUUAUAAUAAUUACAAUGGUUAUAGAGGUCGUGGACGGGGAGGCGGUGGUGGAUAUAGAGGUCGUGGAGGAUAUAAUGGGGGUCGAGGUGGAAACAGCGGAGCUAGAAGAAGUCAAGCCUGGGUAGACUAUGAGUAUCAUUAUGAUGAUAGUAGAAGACCUCAAAGUGGGGAAAAGUCAAUGAACAAACAACAGCAGCCAAACAGACCGACAGGAAAGGCAGAAUCAUAGUCACUGGAAUACACAGCUACACUAUUGUGCUGAAAACAAAAUUUGGUCGACAUAGAAUAUUAACGCUGAUCUCUUUCUAAACAUGUUCUAUGAUCACCACUCAACAUUUGUCCAAAUUUAGAAAACUCCAAUGAUGUCAAUGUAAAACAUAAUUAUAGAUAAAACUGUAUUUGUUGGAAACAAGGACAAAGUGAAGCAAUUGGGACUUUAAAAUCUUGUAUUUUUCGACAACAAACAUGAGAAAAAUGUUGUUUGAAAAACAUUAAAUAAGACAAUUUGUACGAGUUAAUUGUGUUGUUGUGUCACCUGAAUCAGUAUUUUAGUAAGUGUGACACAACAAACGUGUUUAUUUAUUUUUUUUAUGUUAUGUGAAUUAUAUGAUGUGUAUGACACAUGUGUUCAAGCUCAGAUUCAGCGGCUCAGUGUAAAUAUAUUUCACCGGACCUUACAGCAAUGUCUAGGGGAUGGAUAAGUGCUACUUAAUUUAUACAAAAGAAUUCAAAACUUUAGCAACUAUGGGAUAGUAUAAACUAAUUUUUAUUUUUGUUCCAUUUUCAUUAUUUACACAAUCUUUCUACAUGGUUUUGUAAUGAAACUGGUGCUCCUGAUCAAAGAAAUUGAUUAGGUUUUUCUUUCUGAUAAAAGUGUAACAUAUCAAGUCUGUUCAUGAAAUAUUAUUUUGACAGAAUCGUAUUAUGAUUGUUAAAUUGUUAAAAAAAAACUCAACAUAUUGAGACUUGAGUAUGAACAAGGUAUUUCCUAAAAAUCAAAAUGGUAAGGUCAGAUACUCAGUAAAAAUCAAAAUUUUAAUUUCCUUUAUACUUAAUUAUAGUGACCUGAUUUGUCUGUAGGUAUGAACUGGAUUAAACACACUGUUGUUAAAGUAGGCAUCAUUAGUCCAAAAUGUUAAAGUUAAUAUGUUGGGCAAGCCUAUUGCAGCUUACAAUGUCAAAAGAAUGACUUUUAGCAAAAAGCAAAUUACAAAAAAAUGUCUCACUAUCUUGCCUUUUAAGCUUAAAUAGUUGAUCAUAAUACAAGUGUAAUUGCAUGCCCAAUCAUUUGUAAACAAUAUUAACAGUUUAUUAGAUGAAUUUGAAUAAAGUUAAACAACAGCCACCAAUGCUUAUUCACCAUAUCUGUGACAUAAGUGGUUUACAGAUUGGUUCUGGAUUUUUCUAACAGGGUGUUCACUAGCCAUGAAAUCCUGAGGGUCAUUUUGACUACGUUUUACCGACUACAAGGUCAAAUUGCCAUGAUUUUAACAAAAUUUGACCCUCCAGUUAAAAUCCUGAGGGUCAAAUAAGGCCUUUUGGAAAUUUGAUUGGUCAAAGAGUCAUUUCAAGGGUCAAACGGACACCCUGUUCUAAGGAAGCAUAUAAAUCAUAAAAAUGUUUGUGUUUUUGUUAAAAAAUUAUUUUUGGCAUAACAGUGAGUUUUUGUGUUUAACAUUAUCAAUAGACAUAUCGGGAGUAGAAAUAUCAGGAGCACCAGUUUGAAAUGGGGGAAUAUAUGACUUUGUGUUUAAUUUUACUGUUUAUCCAUGCUACACCUGUAAUACUUAGAUUGUUUUCCUGAUAAUUAUUGUUGAACAGGGUUAUUUUCUCAGCAAAAAAAAAAAAUGAGACCGCUUUAUUGUUUGUCAAAUGAGGGUCUAUUUGAAAAGUAUCUCAAGGCAGUUUUGUGAAUGUGUUGACUAAAGAAGUUUUAUAGAAUGAAGAAUGAGGUUGCCAGUGCUGAGAUACUUCUCUUUACUGCUGUUACAUAUAUAGAUGCAAAGGGAAAGUACUCUUUGGUAUAGUAAUAGAAAUGUUAUAUUGCUUCUCUCCCCUGUGUUAUUAUCCUAAAUUCGAAUUUUCCAUAUCUGAGAAGAGAGCUGAGCUUAAUCUGAGUGAAGAAGUUGAAAGAUAAACAAAAGUAUUAUUUCUGCAGAUCUGGUGAGGAGAUAAAAAAUUACCACAGUAAAUAUAUUUUGUAAAGGUUAAAGGUAAAAUGAAAUAGUGACAUAAAAAUACUUCCAUGUGGUAUACAAAUUAAAUUAUAAUGUAAAAUGAGAAUUACUGUCACAAGUUCUUGUUUGAGUGUAUGCAUCAAAAAAGAAGGAAUGCAGAAGUUCCCACAGUGAAUGUUUUUGUAAGAUGCACAUAGUUCACAAUAACAUGGUUCCAGCAUUUAUGUUGUUAGGAAACACCUUGUAUUGGAACAUGAAGUCCAAAAUAUAAAGAAUAAGCAAC